UUCCUGUUGGAGUGUAAAUGGGGACAUGACAUAGACGUGUGUGGGAUAAAAUUUCAAGUAUUUCUCUGGGGUGUGUUUGAUUUCCACUGGGACUGAAAGAACAUUGGAUUUUAAAUAUUGACGCCUUGACCCGGCGGGGUGGCUGACUGCUAUGGAAGCGGUACCUCGAAUGCCGAUGAUAUGGCUAGAUUUGAAAGAAGCAGGGGAGUUCCAGUUUAGCACGUCUGUGAAGCAGUUCAUUUUGAAGAACUAUGGAGAAGAUCCGGAUAGUUAUAAUGAGCAGCUGAAGAAACUGGAGCAACUUCGGCAGAGUGCUGUAAACGUGACCCGAGACUUUGAGGGAUGCAGCACACUGCGGAAGUACUUUGGGCAGCUUCACUACUUGCAAAGUCGUGUGCCCAUGGGGCCAGGGCAGGAGGCCGCUGUGCCCAUCUCCUGGACUGAGAUUUUCUCUGGGAAGACGGUCAGCCAUGAUGACAUUAGCUAUGAGCAAGCCUGCAUCCUCUAUAACUUGGGAGCGCUGCACUCCAUGUUGGGAGCCAUGGACAACAGGGUGUCUGAGGAGGGAAUGAAGGUGUCUUGCACGCACUUCCAGUGUUCUGCUGGGGCCUUCUCCUACCUCAGGGAUCACUUCAGCCACAACUUCAGUGUGGAUAUGAGCCACCAGAUCCUCAAUCUCAACAUCAAUCUCAUGCUGGGUCAGGCCCAGGAAUGCCUUCUAGAGAAAUCAAUGCUGGAUAAUAGGAAAAGUUUCCUUGUGGCUCGAAUCAGUGCCCAGGUAGUGGACUAUUACAAGGAGGCAUGCCGGGCAUUGGAGAACUCUGAAACAGCGUCCAUGUUGGGAAAGAUCCAGAAAGACUGGAAGAAGUUGGUGCAGAUGAAGAUCUACUACUUUGCUGCUAUCGCUCAUCUGCAUAUGGGAAAGCAGGCUGAGGAGCAGCAGAAGUUUGGAGAACGGUUGGCUUAUUUGCAGAGCUCUAUAGAUAAGCUCAGUGAAGCUUUGAAGUUGGCUAAGGGUCAGCCAGACAGUGUACAGGAAGCUCUGAAGUUCACUAUGGAUGUAAUUGGCGGAAAGUUUAAUUCUGCAAAGAAGGACAAUGAUUUUGUUUACCAUGAGACUGUCCCAUCUUUGGAAACACUACCAUCAGUAAAGGGUGCCCCACUGGUCAAAGCCCUGCCUGUGAAUCCAACCGACCCCACGGUCACUGGUCCCGACAUCUUCUCUAAACUGGUGCCAAUGGCUGCCCACGAGGCCUCCUCUCUCUACAGUGAGGAGAAGGCCAAGCUGCUGCGGGAGCUCGUGGCCAAGAUUGACGGCAAGAAUGAGACACUAGAGCAGUUUAUGGACUCUGUGAGCCUGGACCCAGACUCCGUAGAUAACAUGGACAUGUACAACACCAUCCCUCCUGUGCUCAUGGAGAAAUGUGCUGCUCUCAGUGUCAGACCAGACACGGUGAAGAGCCUCAUUCAGUCCAUGCAGGCCCUGUCGGGCGUGUUCACAGACGUGGAGGCGUCGCUGCGGGAGAUCCGGGACGUGCUGGAGAAGGACGAGGCCGAGGAGCGGAGCCUGCAGGAGGUGGCGGGGAAGCAGGCGGUGCCCCCUCAGCCCGCCGGCCUGGCCGAGCUGCGGCGCGACCUGGAGAAGUACCUGGAGUACCACGAGAAGGCCAGCUUCACCAACACCGAGCUGCACCGCGCCAUGAACCUGCACAUCAGCCACCUCAGGCUGCUGGGGGGACCACUGGACAGCCUGAGAGAGGCGCUGCCCCGGCCAGAGCUCAGCGAAGAGGAUGCAGCGGGUCUCCAGUGCAUCAAGAGGAUUCUGGGUAAAGUGCAGGAGAUGCGAGACCAGCGCGUUUCCCUGGAGAAACAACUGCGAGACCUUAUCCAGCAGGACGACAUCACCACUGCGCUGGUCACCACAGAGCGUGCGGAGAUGAAGGUGGUGUUUCUGUUCUGCCCCCUCAUCUCUUCUUCUCAUUUCAUUAGAUUAGAUGAGACAGGGUUCAUUAUAUGUCAUAUUAGAACAUGCAAGCAGAUCACAGAUCACAACAAAGUUGAAGUGAGUUGUUAUUGGCCUCCCACUGCCCCAUCGGGGCUGUACGCACCCAUGCGCUUCCCCAAUCUGCCCCCUCCUGAGCUCCUGGCUCGCAUCUCUCGCCUCCCCACCCCAGGUUACCCCCAGAGUCUGCCUCCAGGUCGCCAUCCCCACCAGCUUCCCCAGUACUCCAUGCCACAGGCGCCAGCCUCUCAGCCCCCAGCUGUCUCUGCCUACGCUCCCCAACACUCACAGGCCCACAUGGGCCCACCUGUAGCCCCAGGCCAUGCCACAGCUCAGGCUCCAGUCAGGCCAUCCACCACUACCGUGGACAGCAUCCAGACUCCCAUUCCAAGCUACGCACCUACCCCGGGUCAGCCGAUGCCACAGGCACCAGGUCCACACCAGCCAGUGUCUGUCGGGUACACACCGGGCCCACAGAUGGGCUCCUACCAUCAGUAUAUGCAGCAGCAGCAGCCGGGAGUUCCCCAGGGAAUGCCUCCUCAGCAGCAGCAGCAGCAGCAGCAGCACUUUCCCCAGGCCCCUUCAUCUAUACCUGGCCAUCAGCCACCCCACUACCAGCCAGUCCCUGCACAGCAGCCAGUGUCCCGGCCAAUGCCAGGGCCCCAGGUGCCAAUGCAAUCUCAAGGCCAGUACCACCAGUAUAUGCCCCAGCAAAGGCAGCCUGGGCCUCCGAACUUCCCUCAGGCUUAUCUCCCUGGGCAGGUCCCACCUGGGAUGCCGACGGGGGCACCUUCUCCACAGUCCCACCCCCACCAUGGUCAGCCCCAGCUCCAGCAGGGGUAUCCCCCUGUGUCCAUGGUCCCCGGGUCCCAUCCAACACAGGUGCCUGUUAGUGCUGUCGCACAGAAUCAGAUGCCCCCACACGGUCCCCAUCCACAGGUGCCUCCCACUUCACAGCCAAUGCCUCCGGCCUCCAUGCCAUACUUGCCCCAUGUGAGGCAGCAAAUGCCCCCAGCAUCCCAGCCAUAUAUGCCCACAGUCAACCCCCAAAUGCCGCACUCUCAGCACCCUCAAAUGCCCCUGCCCUCUCAACAAAUGCCCUUGGGGCCUCAUAUGCAGAUGCCACCAGGGUCCCAGUCAAGAAUGGCACCCCCUAACGCUCAGUUGCCACCAACUUCUCAACCCAUGCCCCCUGUAUCUCAUUCCCAAAUGCUGCCUGUGUCAAAGCAGUUGUCACCUCCAUCUCACCCGCAAAUGCCGCCAGGCCCUCAGCAGCCCCCCCACCCCGCUCACCCGAACCAGAUGCCCCCUCAGCCCCUUCACCCGCCCACAUUCCAGCAGACGCACUUGCCAAGGGGUCCUCAGGUCCAGAUGUCCCCGGCCUCAAUGCCCUCCCAGCCCCCCAUGCACCCCAACGCUCUGCCACCUCAGCGCCACUCUCACCCUCAGGGUGUCCCACAGACCCAUCCCCAGAUGCCCCCUCACGUGGCCCAGCAGCCCAUGCGUAUGCCCCACCAGCCUCUCCCACCCCAUACAGGCCCUAUGGGCUACCCUGGAGCGCCUUACAUGAUCCACCAACAGGGACCUCCGGCCUCCUCCCAACAAGCGCAGCCUCAGCCGUUGACUCCACAGCCCAUGGCUCCCCAGCCUCUCGCCCCCCAGUCCAUGCCUCAGCCCCCUCCUGCAUCUUUCGCUCCCUCUCAUGGUGGAAAUGUGCCACCUGGACCCGUACAGCACCCGAGUGCAGUGGGCUCUGGCCCAGCACCUCAGAACAUGAUCCCACCGAUCCCUCCGUCGACCGGCGCGGUUGGGGCCCAAGCGCCCAACGUCCUCCCCUCCCCAGCUCCGUCUCCAUCGCCCUCGCCGGGGCCCCCGUCUUUAGGCAUGAACCCGCAGCGCCCAUCCCCCGCCCUCACACCUGUCGGGGUGACUCCGCUCCCUCAGACUCUGUCGUCCUCCACCUCUUCCUCCUCCUCGUCUUCCUCCUCUGGCCAUGCUUCGGACCCCCUCUUCCAGCGGCAGAACUCUAGCACCGACGACCUGCUCUCCUCCAGCCCCGAGAGUCAACACGGUGGCGCUAAAGACAACGUCCUGCUGCCGACCAAAGCCGACCCCCAGGAGGACGGUCAGAGGCGCAAGAAGUCCGAGGCCGUCCGGCUCAUCGAGGGCGACCCGUACCAGGCUCCGGAGCGGAUGUUGCGACUCUGCGCCGAGCUGGAACGUUUCCGAGCCACGGUGCAAUCCCUGGAGCACCCAACUGGGGAAGGGGGUCUUUCAGAGCUGGAUGCCCGAUGGAAAGAGCUCCAAGACCAGCAGGAGAAGGACGCCAGGCAGCUCUCCAUCGCCAUCGCACGCUGCUACACCAUGAAGAACCGACACCAAGAUAUCAUGCCUUACGACCGUAACCGCGUUGUCCUGCGCUCGGGCAAGGAUGACUACAUCAACGCAAGCUUCAUCGAGGACUUGUCUCCGUACUGCCCCCGGCUCAUCGCCACCCAGGCUCCACUCACAGGAACGGCGGCCGACUUCUGGCUCAUGGUGUAUGAGCAGAAGGUGUCGCUGGUGGUCAUGCUUGUGUCUGAACAGGAACUUGAGAAGCAAAAGGUGCUGCCUUAUUUCCCCUCGGAGCGAGGUCAGCAGCUCUCUCAGGGACCAAUCACGCUCACCCUUACAACCCAGAAGACCACGCCCACACACGUGGAGCGCAUGAUCAGCCUGCAGUACCGUGACCAGAGCCUCAAGCGCACAGUCAUCCACCUGCAGUUCACCUCCUGGCCUGAGCUUGGGCUGCCUGACAGCAAGAGCAACCUGAUACGCUUCAUCCAAGAGGUCCAUGGCCACUUCCUGCACCAGAGGCCUUUACACACUCCCGUUGUGGUGCACUGCAGCUCUGGCGUGGGCCGCACUGGCGCCCUCUGCCUGUUGUAUGCUGCACUGCAAGAGGUUGAGGCUGGAAAUGGCAUCCCUGACAUGAUCCUGUUGGUGAGGAAGAUGAGGCAGCAAAGGAAGAACAUGCUGCAAGAGAAGUUGCACCUGAAGUUCUGCUAUGAGGCUGUCCUGAAGCACGCAGAACAAGUCCUUCAGCGCCACGGGGUUGCUGCUAUCCCGUGCAGCAAGACUGUCAACAACGCUGCCAUUAAGCCCUACUCCAGACAGGAGUCCCAGGACAUUGUCCUGGGCGGAGACCUGCCCAUCAGCUCCAUCCAGGCCACCAUUGCCAAGCUCAGCAUCCGGCCCCAGAGCGGCAGCGACUCGGAGCAGGAGUCCAGCCUGGAUCUGUACCCCUCCGCUCCAGCCGAUCUCUCCCUCCAGGUGGCCCCAGAGUGCCCGAACGACGCGGCGCUACACGACCCCUUCCCCAGUGAGCCUCAGCCUUCCUCCUUCAGUCCCCCUCCUUCCGUCUCCUCGUCCUCCUCCUCCCCGGCCAAAGUUCAGUCCCCUUCACCGCUGGCUAACCAAGGCAAUGGGUUCGUGGAGCCUUCCCCAGGCUCUCCUACAUCCAAUCACCAUACCGCGCCUGCCUUGGAUCCUUCGGGGACGGCUUCCCCUCCCCCUGGCCCCACCUCCUCGUCUCUGGACCUCCUGGCUUCCAUGACGGCCGAGGCCUUCACGCUAGAUGCCGCGUGCCGGGGCAAGCCGCGAAUCAACAAGCAGAGCUUCCUCCAGCCCCAGGAGGGGCAGGGCUUGCAGGGGCCGCCUCAAGGCGACGACCCCCUCAGCAACCUGGAUCCUCUCUGGACCCUCAACAAGACCUGAGGACCCCCAAGUCCAGUUUCACCAUGUUCAGCAUUCCAGAACUGACCGUUUCCUCAGCAUGCACCUCUCUCGUGUCUCUUCACCAACGCUGCUGGACACUUCCAUGGACUUGAAAUCAUUCAGUGUCUUUACACCAAAAAAAAAAAGAUGGUUGGCAUGAUUGAGGCUUUAUGGUGAAGUGCGCUUGCUAGCAGAGAGUCCGUUCUCGUACAGGAGGCCUUCUUAAGGACUGACUUGUUGGUUUCUGAAUUGGCACGUUGAUGCUGGGCACGGUUCCACUGCUGCUUAUUCUGUGGCUUGUCUCUUGUCAAGAUUAUUGCACACGUUUAGUGAUAUAGCGAUCUGCUGUAUCCAUCAAAUGGUAUUAACAGUAGGGCCAAGUUGUAGCUGGAGAUUAAGACCUAGGACAUCCUAGACUGAUUGAAGUACUACUUUUACACUUACUGAAUUGGCACUUCUAGAUCAUUGCAUUCUAACGAGUUGAUUCUUUCUUGCCUUUCUUUUAACAUUGUGUAUAUAUCUAUCAAUAUCUUAAUUAAAAUCUGAAUCCUGGAAAUUGUCUUGUGCAAUUUGUUUGUCAAAAACAAAAAUGUUGUGAGACAUAAUUGUGUAAUACUCGCAAUAAAACCAUUCUCUUGAACUAAUUGCAACAAUAGAAUUGCAACAAACCAGGAUUAAUCAUUGAAAUUACCAGUCUUUUGAUGCCUAUGGAAAUAAAUGAAUCAUUAUUUUAAAUAUCA
Molecule: messenger RNA, 6498 nt
Organism: Alosa alosa (allis shad)
Lineage: Eukaryota; Metazoa; Chordata; Actinopteri; Clupeiformes; Clupeidae
Gene: ptpn23a
Product: protein tyrosine phosphatase, non-receptor type 23, a
Biological process (GO): protein transport to vacuole involved in ubiquitin-dependent protein catabolic process via the multivesicular body sorting pathway; protein dephosphorylation; early endosome to late endosome transport
Cellular component (GO): endosome
Molecular function (GO): protein tyrosine phosphatase activity; protein binding
Source: RefSeq, a predicted model, not a curated record